ACUAUGGCAGAAGGAGCAGCUGAUGUGAUUAAUUUACCUCCUGAGUUACUUCUGAAUAUUUUUGCGUUUUUGGAUUAUAAAGAUCUCAUUUGCUGUAGUAAACUUAACAAGAAGUUUCAUGAUUUGUCCAGUCACAAUUGUCUAUGGAAACCAUUAUGCAAGAAGUACUGGCUACUUACUCAAUGUACACCUGGCAUGAGCUGGAAAAACCAAUUUUGCCACUGGUAUCAAGAAUGGGGAUGUUAUAUUUAUUGUUAUUGUACAAUAAAAGGUGCCUGGGACAAAAUAAUGAACUUUAUGGUUGUGAAUUGCCCUACAAUCUAUUCUUCAGUCAAAGAUGGAAUCACUGAACAAGAGGUAAGAGACAUAGAAGAAAAUGUAUGUAUAAAACUACCAAAGGAUUUGAAAUGUUCAUAUAGGAUACAUAAUGGACAAAAGCUUAAUGCACCAGGCUUGAUGGGAAGCAUGAGUAUUCACAGCCAUUAUCGUACUGAGUCUUUGCUUGAUUUAGAAACAGCCAGUAUUGGAUUUCAGCAAAGAGAUGGUUUAAAAGGUUGUUUACCACUCACAAUAUGUCUCCACUCAGGAUUAACACAGUUUAUUGCCCUCAACGACCUCGAUGGGUAUCAACCUAACAUAGUAUUCUACCCUUCACAAGAUUUAAUCUUACAAACAAGUGGAUCUGUAGAUGCAUUCAUCUCAGGAAGAAGUUUUACAGAGUGGUUUGUAAGUUAUGCUGAGCUGCUUGACAGUGGACAUUUUGUGGUUUUGAAUGAACAGCCUUACAAGUUUUACAAAGAACCUGGGUGUGAAUCUACUACAAGAAACAUCACAGUGACUGCUGAAACAUGCUUUCUACCAGAGUUGAGUAGUGUGAACCCGCCUCACUUCUUUCACACAUAUCGAAUCUUGAUGUCCAUGGCAAAAGAUGUUUCAAUCUUGGAAAGCUGCCAGCUGGUAAGUCGCCACUGGAUUGUUACAGAUGAAAAUGGACAUGAAGAAAGAAUAGAUGGCCCAGGAGUUGUUGGUGAGUUUCCCAUCAUGAAACCAGGAACUAGUUACUCAUGGGUGAGCUGUACAAACUUUAACACUACCUAUGGAAAUAUGAGAGGUCAUUUUACUAUGAAGAACCUAAAAACAGGCUUAACAACAGAUAUCAUAUGUCCAACUUAUCAUAUGAAGUGCUUCCCAUAUGUGACAGCCGAAGAACGUAUAAGAGUUAAGUUAAAAAAAGAAUAAAUUUCAGAUUGUACCCACUUAUACAACUUUAAGUUAAACAUUGAGUUGUUUAAAUUAGGGAACCAAGUAAAAACUGAACUUUUCCUGAAUCUCUGCUGUUGGUGACAAGAAAGCAAUUUUCAGAAUGAACUCCUCAGAAUUGUUCUAUUAUUGAUAACAUGAUGUAUAACAUAUUUUUGCUUUGCACAACUCUCAAUUAAAACAUAUAUAUAUAACAUAACACAAAAGAAUUGUGGGCUUACAAAAUGUUAUUGCAGUGGUUCUCUCUCUCUCUUUUUUAUUCAGUUCCACAUCUUAAGGACUUAAGCAUUUGUUUUAAUUAAAAGUUUCAUUGUGUACCAUUAAUAUAUAUUAAACAAUUAAUAUACUAAAUAAUGUUUUUGAAACAUUAUCCUUUUUCUUGGUUAGAAACUACAGAUAAUUGUAAAAGUUUGAGCAGUUGUUUUAAGAUUUGUGGUGCUAUGAUAAAAAUCUCCGAUUAUUUCAAUAUGCAGUUGGUUGAUAUCUUUGUGUAGGUUGGAAAAAUUAUGUUAUCCAAAAGAAAAAGAUUUAUUUUCCUUGCUAUUACAUUAUUAAAGUAAUGUCACAAUAGUUUUACAUUAUUUUAUUUAAUUAAAAAGAAAAGAAUAUCGUUCACAGAAAUGCUUACAUUAAUAGAAGACCCAUUAGAAAAAUAGUCUUGAGACACUGGUAACAUUGUGCAUGUAGAGAUGUUGUGAGUCAACUUCUGGUCUUUUAUCUGCAUACAUUGUUUAUGAUCCAUUUCAAAGUGCAUGAUUAUUCUGAUAUUUGAAUGUGGUUUAUCAUUUCUUUUAAUGUGAGAACAACUGAGACCUUACAUUAUCCAGAAACUGUUUGUGACCACAUUUCUUGAAUUCAAGAUAUUUUACGUGUAAGUAGAGUUCUUUGAAAAUGUUUCUUAAUGUUAUCAUUAGAAAAGAGAUUCUUUGAUGUACUGAAAUUUAUUAUGUUUCUUAUUUAGUUUAUAAUGUUUCUAACUUCAGGUCAGUAGAAAGGUAUUAGUUACAAUAAUAAGAGCAAUAGGCUUAGCCCAUGUUGAUAAAUUAGUCUAAGAGGCAAAAAAAACAACAAAAAUUAACAGUUUAAAUUUUGUAAUAUAAAACAAAUUGUCCUUUUGGCACCUCUUUAAAAGAAAAAGUGAUUUAAUUUAUUAAUUGAAUAUUAUAAAACAAAAGUAACAAUGGCUGUCUACACAGUAAUGACUUUGUGUCUUUUUAUGUAUCGUGUACAAUUUUUGUAAAGUUUCGGACUUGUUUUUAAAAGCCUGGUCAAACUUGAAAAUGUCCCUGUUUUAUUAUAAGUUAAUUUUUUUGUUCAUAGAGAGCAAAAUGUUGUUGACACAAAAGAAAGUUGUUGUCUUAAACCUGAAAUUAUCAAAAAUUUAAUUAAGAAGUGCUGUUAAUUACAUAUUAUUGCUUGCACACGGUAAUAAGUUUUGCAAGAGAUUCAGAACGAGUUGAAUAAACAUGACUUAAGGGAAGAGUUAAUGACAGAGUAUAAACACAACAAAAUCGUAUGCUACAUAAAUAACAGUAGAAUUCAUUUACAAGGAAAAUGUAAAAUUCUUGUCAACCAUGUUCAACUGAACUCUGAAGUGUAUUUUCUGUGAUGACAAUGUUUAACUUGUAUUCAAGCAUAUUUUACCACAUUGAAAAUUGUGUUGUAAUGCCUUUAGUAAUUUUUUGUAUUUUUGUUUAUGUAAAUAUAAGAGCUUCAGACAAACACUCAAUUUUUCCCCUUUGGCUUCAUGCAAAAUGUUUGCCAAACAUUUUUCUUAAACAGAGGGUACAAACGUAGUGUAUGAGCACAAAAAUAGUUAUUAGUUAAGGAAAGUUUGUUUACUAAUAAAGGUCCAUUGGUAUUCUCGUGUGUAGUGGUCUUAGUUAUGAAAGACAUGUUCACUUAUAAAACCAACUGAAACAUCAUGUAUUUAUGGAGUUUCCUGUGUGUGUGUCCUUAGUUUUCAGAUGAUGUAUCAGACUUCAUGUUAAGAAAGACUAAACAUGGUACAAAAAUUAGGCAGGAAAAGUCCAUAAAGAAAAAAAACGUGCUGUUAUCAUGUUAAAUACACUGCCUAAAUCUCCUUUAAAAGAUAGAAAGGAAAUGUUUUAUGCCUCUAGAAAUACAAUAAAGAAAUAACUGAGCACUUUAUAGAAGUGCAGAUGUUAUGUCAGUUUGUACCUCAGCCAAGAGAUUAUUGAAGAAAGCUAAAAGUUUUGUACAAUGAGAUAAAAAUAAGACAUUAAGAAAAAAAUUAAUGAAUUACUGUGCAUAAAGGUAUACACUGAAAAGUUGAAGUUUUAGACCAAAACAUUAAGUCUUAAUAAAUAUAAUAAAAAGUAAAUAACAGCAUUUAUACAUAAGAAAGGUCAAGUAUUUUGGGGAGACUGGCUGAACAAUGCAAUGAUUGAACUUGAAGUGUUCAUUUAUAAAUUAAUCAUAUUUUAGUAUAUAUUAUCUAUAGAAAUGUUUUUGUAACUGAUAUAAUCAGAUCUCCCACUAAAUUCUAGGUAGAAAAUAGGAUAUAUAAAGGACAUAUUAUUUAAAAAAGUCAACAAAAUAUGAAAAACCUGUAUAUAGAAGUUCUUGUGAUUAUUAAUGUUUGAAUAGUUUGUUCUAGACCAAGUAUGUGAAAAGAUUGCAGAUGAAAUAAUCUUUGAAAUUACAUGUAGUUCCAAUAAUAAACAAAUUAUAAGAAUCAAGGAAACCUUAGCUAUUAAGAAGUUGAAACCAAAGUUGAAUAAUAAUUCAUCAGCGAUUGAAAUCUCACUCGGUUAUGUUUUCACAUGGCAACUUUUACUUCUAUUUACAUUGGCACAGUAGAAGAGUGUUGGCAGAACACUAAUAAAGAGACACAUAUUUGCAAACAUAUCCUCCCCCUCCAAAAAUAGCUUUUAUUAGUCAUUUCUAUGAUGAUUCUGGAGUCCAUUUCUAAUUGACAUGAUCUUGUUUAUUAAGUGAGAUACUUUAAGAUUAAGCAAUUUUUUCAGGACCUCUUGUAGCCUACCAAACGGUAAUAGAGUAGAAAAUAAUUAUGUUUCAAAUAUUAAGAAACCAGAUUAAUACAUGUAUUUAUUUCUAAUUCUACUAGUAUUCACAUGGUUAAUAAUAUGUAUUAUCACUUUAAAUGACUAUCAUGCAAAGCAUUUCAUUAGAUGUUACCUAAAAGCAAGAUACAUUAUCAUCACUUUAGUGCAACCCAUGUUAAGUAUGUAUGUUAAUUUUGAUUGCAUAGAAAUGAUCAAAACGCAUUACAAAUAAAAUUCCUAAGCAAAGGUAAGCAACAAAAUCUUGUUUUCUCACCAGUAAAAGUCAUACCUGUAAUUGUUGCUUCACUUAUGGGUGUACUUUGUCUUUCUGAAAAUUACUUAGGUUUCUGUGUGAUAUUUUUCAUCAUUGCAAUUUAUUAUAUUCAAAGUUAUCUCACUCUUUUACACAUUCAUCUUUUGAUUAUUGGAUUUUUUCUAAUUUCUUUGUGAUAUUGACAAAAGGAUGUGACCGAACUCCCAUCCUGAAAGUUUUUCUUCUGCAGAUCUUCCUUAAUGUGUUUUUCAGCCUGAUUCAUAAUUUUUUCCUUCUUCUUUUACUCCUCCUCUUUCACCAGUACUGACUUCUCCCAAGGCCUGCUUUAUUCCUGCAAUCUUUCUUUAUAUAGAGAACUUGCAUCCUGGACUGCCUUUAGCAUACUUUUAUUCAUCUGCUCAACCUACUGAUUGUGUGUUGACCUAGGCUGGUCUGCUCUUUGGAAACUGUGUUCUUAUUGUCUAACAAUGAUCUCUCAACAUAUGCAUCCAUAUAACACACUCAAGCAAGACUUGAUGAACUUUUUUAGAAUCUUAUAUCUGGACCCUGGGUAGCAUGAAGUAGCAGAGAUUCUCCUGUAAUGGUCAGUGCAAACGUGCACAUUCUCCUGUGUGUCUUCAUCAGUGUAAGAGAAACAGUUUUAAGGAAUGUCUUCCAUCAGAUACAGUUUUCACACAUCUGUGAUGAGUUACUACCUCCUGCUUUAACACUACAUGUUUCAAUUUCUGAGCUCGGUGCCUGACAGCUCUCACACUUGCUUCAUUUCUCUGAAGAAAGGGAUGCAAACAUGCCACAUCUUUGUUUAGAGGCAAGUACUUUGUAAUGGUCAUGAAGAACUGUUUUGUGUCUUACACAGGUGUUUUAAGCUGAUCAGAUUUCAGCCUUGACAGUGUCCUUCUUGUUGGCUCCUAUUUCAGUGUCAUUGGAGGACAGUUGAUUCAAUGUGACACUGUAGUCAUAUUCCUUCAGAACAUUAUUGAUUUACUUCCAAAUGGUUCUAUUGAUGUUUGGGUCAGGAGUUGAUAUAAGCAACCACAGAGAGAUGGCCAUUUCUUACUUUAAGAAAUGCUUGAUUUUUUUAUAAUAUUUGUUUUCUUUUGACAUAACUAAAAUGGAAGACCACAAGGUAUCUUCUUGUCAUCCAGAAUUGUGUUUCUCAUGAUAAGAAGAUCCAAUUGCUUCAUAUCUUGAUCAGUUGUUGUUUGAUCAUACAAUAAGGUAUAUCUUGAAUUAUUUCUCUUUUAGGUCAUCCACCAAUUUUUUUAACAGGUGCGGUUAUAGGCCACUGAAAUGAUAUACAGCAAACUUGUUGACCACAUUCCAAAAAUUUUUGGAAUGAGGCAUUACUUCUCUGACUUUUGCUUCCAGGUUUGUUUGACUGGAGACAUAGGUGAUGUAAAAGCAGAGGGAACAUCUUAUGAUGGUGUAUUUUAAUUGCAGCUUCUCUUUGCUGUUUACACUGUAUUGCUUAAGAUAUAGAAAAGUCUAAGAUUAAUUUUGGUUAAGGCUUUCCAAAAUAAAUUUUAGACUUUUCUAUAUUUGUUGACCAUUGGCUGCUGUUUUAACUGGGAAAGCCCAGAAUUUUUAAUUGAAAAAAAUCUUCAACGUGUAAGGAGGCCUAGCAAGUUUAAUUUCAGAUAUCCUAGUUUUAUAGAUACAGCCUAUUAUUAGUUCUACAAAAUAUAUCAUCUUAAGUACACAAGUUAAAGACAUAUAAAUAUUACUUAAUGUAGCUUUCAUGACUCAUCACCUGGUGAUAAAAAACUAAAGGGGUGCACAAAAUCAUCUCUCAGUUUUAUGGAAAUUGCAAAAGAGCAUAAUAAAUAGUUAAAAUGUACAACAAGAUAUUCAAGACUUAUAAUUUUGUGACAUUGUGCAUGUUUAUUUUGAAGUAUUGUUAAAGUAGUCAACUUUUUUAUCAGUGUUCAAAUAAUUUCAAAAUGAGGUUUUUGAACAAAAUCUUUUCAAAAUGAAAAUGUGGUUUUAAAUAGUUUCAUAAAGAAAAUCAAAAUGAACUUGAAAACUCUUUUGCAUACCCUUAACAUAAGUUUACCCUUUCAUUAGGAUUUUACCUUAGUUUGAAAUAACUGCAUACAUCUUUAGUUGGAAUUUCAGCUGAUCUGUUAUCCUACAACAAGCCAACAUAUACUUUCUUCAUGUUCUGCUUGCACCUUCUGACUUAUGCCUGUAUCUCUGGAAUGUAAGCUUAAAAGUGCUUAAUGAUCUAAAAAAAAAAAAGAUAAACCUUGAGAAAAAUAUUAUUUUGCAUUGAAAGGUGGUAAUUACUCAUAGUGUGAAACUGUCAUAAGGAGCAUUAACAUAUGAACAAGUACAUGAGCUGUAGUUUAGUAUAUUGUUAACAAAUGUUUGGUGAAAAUACAGGGGAAAAUGAAUAAUCAUAAGGAAUUUACAAGUAAAAUCAGCUAUUUUAAACUAAAACGUACAAUUGUCUUGUUUUUCCUCAGUUCUGUAAAAUAUUGGGAUUUUAGGAUUGAGGGGAGGACUGUAUAACUCAAAGUUGUGCGACUUCAUCGUUCUGUUUUACACAAUGUUUUUAUUAUAUCACAAUAUUGGAUAAAUUUAUUUUUAUAGAAAGAAAAUAAAAGUUAAGUUACUGUAAAAAAACCUACAGUGUAUGUGAUUUACACAUGUAAUGCACCAGUUUCUGCUCACUUUUGUUUUACACAACUUUAUUGCUCAGAACAUGCAAAACUUUAAGCUGAAAACUUCUGUCACAGAGGCUAGUUUAACAAAAUCAUGUCAAGAACAUUCUUGUUUUGUCAAUACUUUUCACAUAAAACUUAGUAUGUUUACAUGCAGUUUCUUUGAAAAAUAUGUUUACUCUUUGUGGUUUUUGGAUAAUUCUGCUGGAAAGAAAUUUAAAUGAAACAUGUAUGAAGUAAGAUUAAAGGUGAAAAUAAAAAAACAAAAGAAAAUCUGUCUAAACACAACUCCAGCAUAUAGGGACACAGUUUUAACACCUAAGUACUACAACACUCGGGAAGAAAAA
Messenger RNA from Limulus polyphemus (Atlantic horseshoe crab), 7573 nucleotides. RefSeq names its product F-box only protein 3-like. The transcript has 11 exons. Gene Ontology annotation, molecular function: protein binding. NCBI's taxonomy places the organism in Eukaryota, Metazoa, Arthropoda, Merostomata, Xiphosura, Limulidae. The record is from RefSeq and is a predicted model, not a curated record. The coding region runs from base 4 to 1239 and encodes 411 amino acids.